CAGUGCUGGCGGGUGCCGUGGUCAUGUUAACAACGUCUCCCCUACAACAACAACAACAAUCGCACCGACAACAACAACAAACCGGUGGCGGCCGCGUCCACUACCGCCAAUACAACAACCUCUACCCGCCAUCAUCGCUGGCCGCCGUUUUUUCCACGACGCCUUUACUGUUCUACUCCGAUAAUUUCCGUAGUGUAGUAGUACCGAAUUCUGUGAUACAACAACAACGAAGAGGGUACGUGUUCGUGUCGACGACGACUACGUGCUGGGGUGGUGGGAGUACCGCGGGACAGAUCCUGUGGGUUCCGGUGUUGGUGCAACAGCAGAAUCAGCAGCAUCAGCUGUCAAGGUCGAUAGCGUGCAAGGUGCAGCGGCGGUACGAGGGCGUCGCGGCGGGUCAAGGACGGUACUGCUUCGGCGCGGCUACAACGCAAAGGCAGUACCAACAGUAUCAGGGGGAGUGGGCGAGGAGGGCGGGAGGUUGUGCUGGAAGCGGGGGUGAUAUGGAGACGAGGUUCAAGCACAGCAUAAGGACCAGUGGCGUGCGUAGCGUGGGGUGCAGCGCGGGGGGCGGGCAACAGGCCCCCGGUGGCGCGGUCCGGGGCGCCGCAGACGUGCGCCGCGCCUACAAGGCGUCGGUGGUGCCGGGGUGCGGCGCGGCCGCCAAGGCGGGGGCGCGCGGAAGGAGGGUCGCGCGUGGCAUGAGCAUGGGCCAGAAGGUCAGCGGCGGAGUUAAGGCGGGCAACGGCAGGGACGCCGCGGCCGCCCCCUACAAACCAGUGAUUCCCAGGGAACUAGCACAAGAUUUUGCCAGACCACCCAGACUGGACAUGUUAUUGGACAUGCCACCAGCGUUACGCGAGACGCAACUCAAAUACAGUUGGAACCAAGAUGACCGCUCUCUCAACAUAUUCGUUAAAGAAGACGACAAACUGACGUUUCACAGACACCCCGUCGCACAGAGCACGGAUUGUAUAAGGGGAAAAGUUGGAUUUACAAAGGGCAUGCACUGCUGGGAGGUGUGUUGGUCGACGCGGCAACGUGGCACGCACGCGGUGGUCGGCGUGGCAACGGCGGAAGCUCCCCUCCAUUCCGUAGGAUACCAAAGUCUAGUCGGCAGCACGGACAACUCGUGGGGCUGGGAUCUGGGAAGGAACAAGCUCUACCACGACUCGAAGAACCAACCGGGAGUACUCUACCCCGCGUUACUCAAACCAGACGAGACUUUCAUCGUACCGGACAAGUUCUUGGUGGUCCUUGACAUGGACGAAGGCACUUUGAGCUUCGUCGUAGACGGCCAGUACCUAGGAGUAGCCUUCAGGGGCUUGAAGGGAAAGAAAUUGUACCCGAUCGUGAGUGCGGUGUGGGGACAUUGUGAAAUCACGAUGCGGUAUAUUGGAGGACUUGAUCCCGAACCACUACCACUGAUGGACUUGUGCCGUCGCGUGAUACGACAGAAAAUCGGCAAGGCCCGUCUCGAAGAUAAGGUGAUGGGCCUGCAACUACCCCAGGCGCUCCAAACCUACCUUUUGUACAGAGAUCGAAGAUAAUGUUACUCCAAACCGAAACGGACGUCUUCCGCAUCACCCAUACUUUCCACCGCAGACUUUACAGCGGAUUCGUUCUGUUCCGACGCCAAUCUCGAGAACAGAACAGUGUCUUCGCGCCUCCAGAGACUGUACCGAACCAAAUAAAUUCUCAUACCUUUAGAAAGCCACUCGUUUUUCUCAAUUUUUUUUUUCUAAACCAAUAAACACGACUACGUCGCGAACUACGGGGCCGAACAGUCUAAAUUUGUCGCUCUGUGUGAUUAUUGCGAGUGUUUCGUUGGAUUCCGAAAGAAUCUCGAAUGUGAACGAUUAGAAAUAUAUAGGAACAAAUAGGAUCGUUGUGCGUUGGACUCGUUGGACUCGUUUCGAUGGUGUAUUUUUUCUAUUGAUCUCGUGGAAAUGAAGAAGAGGGAAAAAGUUUUCGCCAUAUUUUCGAUGAGGAUGAGGAGGUGAAACGUUAUUUUUUGUGUAAAUAUCGACGAUGAUGAGAAAUUCCGAGUCUUCUGUAAACUUUAAAGCACAUUGGCUUCCUGAUUAUAGCUUUAUCUGAUAAUUUUUUAGUAUUAAUCAAGGAAAAUGCAUGGAAAAUAUGGAGGUAAAUUAGAAGUACGCAAAGGGUAAAGUGCCUGCGCAAGAAUCUUUUAACCAUACAGAGUAUUUUGGACGUUUUUUUUUCGAUUCAUAACUUCAAACAUGUUAAAAUAAUUUUAAUCAUAUAAUUUUUUGUUCAAAUAAUCACUGGUAGUAAUAUAGACUAUUUAGUCAUAGUUUAAUACAGGUUUUUAAGUAUGUUGAGCAGUAAUGGGCAAACACCCGGUAUAUUGAAUUUUUUUUCACCGGGUAUAUACUUACUUUGUUAAUUUAAGGUACUCUAAUUAAUAUUUACAACAUUUUUUUGCUAAAUUCAACAUUAAAGAAACAAAUGUCAAAAAAUUCACAAAUGAUGCAAACACAAAAAUGCAAAUGCUAAAUUUUGGGUAUAUAUUGUACUCAUCCCAUCACUGAUGUUGGGCAUAUAUUAUUUUUUUAGUCACUUGUUUAGUUUAUGUGAAAAUUAGAUCAGUUAGAAUUGAUAUAAGUUUAAGAAAUUCUAUGGUUCUAAUUAGUACUAAAUAAACAAUGCAACAUACUUUUGUAUUAACCUGUAUUUUUUUAAGAACAUCAUAAUUAUAGCCUGUGGUUAACAAGUAGGUAUAUUUCUAAAAAUUCUAAUAUUUCAGAAUUUGGCUUCUAAUUUUUACGUAAGAAUGUUUUAUCUAACUUGUGUAAUUUUGAAGUUAUGAUACGAAAAAAAUCUCAAAUCUCUGUGCAAAAGUUUUUGUUAAUACAAAUUCAUUUAUUUUUGUUAGUUUUUAGUUUUAGUUGUUUAGGCGAUUAUGUCGACCUUUUUUUUCUGUUCUUAGUGUCCUGGCAGCUAAAAUAUUAUAUAUUUUUUGUAUUUGUUUUAUAUAAUGCCUGUACAGUUUUUAAAUUAGUAUAUUUUCGUUAUUUCUAUCAUUUGUCCGUGUUUCUAAAGUAAGUUUAUUAUAUUUUUUUAUGUUUGGCCCUUCUCUAGAGUAUGAAAACUGAACAAAGUAUAUAAAAAUUAAAUACAAAAAACAAAUAUUCAGUUCACAGAACCUUGUUUGUUUUUAAUGCUGAAAUCAACCAAAUACAACUUGCCCAAUUGUUGUUAUUAUCAAAAAUGAUUUUAAUUAUGUUUCUUUAUUGUUACAAGCUAAAGUGUGAUAUGUUUUUUCGAAUGUCCGCUGUAUUACUUGGCAAAGGCACUUUACUUUUCAUUAUUUUACUUGGAAAUUGGCUGUUUCGAUGUCGUACCAAAAUACCACUUGAAUCUUGGUUUUAAUACUUAAUAGUCAAUACGGGUUUAUUAGACUUUAGAAUUCUUUUUGUUAGUAAUUAGGCAAUUUUUUUUUAAAUAAAAUGUUCUGAGUGUCUGAGGGUUUACCAUACAAAAUAUGCCUAUGUAUAGGUCUCUAUGUUUAUAUAAAUUCUCCUGUGAUAAUUGACAUAUUAAAGGGUUUUUAAAACAACAGAUUUUUUAAUUUAAAUUUUAAAAAAAGUUGAAAAAAACUUGCAAUAACUCUUUUUGGUUUUCUGUAUUGCUAAAAUAUUUUGGAUGAUUUGUAUUUUAAAGAUAAAAACUGUUAAUGAAUUUCAUCAUCGUCAAAAACAAGUUAAACCAACUUUUUUUUAUUUUUUUUGUAUUUAUACCGUAUGAUCUUAAAAAAUGGAGUUAAAUCGGCUUGGAAAUAACAAUCGAUGACAUUUUCCAUAUAAUUUUGCAAUAAAAUGACGGGGAUCUUCAUUUCCAAGCCGACUCUGACGUCGUUUUUUUUUUCGAUCGUAUAGUAUAUACAGGUUGUCAAUUAAGAAGUGGUCUCUAGCUAUAAUUUUUAUUUUAAAAAUAUUUAAAUACUUUAUAAGGAGAAAUAUUCAAAUUAUUAUAAACAUCUAUUCAUACUUAUUAGUGCAAUUUUAAACUCAUAUAUGUGUACUUUUCUUGAAAGUAUACUUUCUAAGUACACUGAUACUUUAUCCAAGCGUUAAUAUUAUUUUUUAACGCCUUUUUUAAUAAUUUUUCGAAAAGAAUUAAGUUUAGUUAAAAUUUUUAACAUAGUAUUGAUAAAGUUAUUGUUUUUUCUUUCAGUUAAAAAGGAUAUGGCAAUAUGUUUUAUAUAAAAUAAGUAAUUAUAUGAAACAUUUUAUAUACUAUUUUAAUAAAUUUUUAGUCAACUUAAUUUUGGGGAAAAAUAGAUACGGACCACUUCCCAAUUUUAGAAUGUUUUUUACUCAGCGUAAACAUAUUUAAAUACUAAAUUUAAACAUUUUCGGAAUAUUAUAAUAAAUAUGUACAGUAUACAGGGUAAACCCAAAGAUAAAACGACAUCGCAGGAACGGCCGAUUUCAAAGCGAUUUUUUAUUUGUUUUUGUAAUGAAACUUAGACUUAUUUUUGUAAAUAAAGAACCUUAGAUAAGUGCCAGUUACACACAUAAUUUAUAUAUAAUAAUAAAUGUACGAAUCGAGGGGAGAGACGGUGAAUUUUUUUGAAAAAAAGUACCAGAAAAAAAACCGACUUAUCUAUUUUGUAGCGAAAUAAAUUCAACCCCGAAAACGAUCGCUGUCUCCCUCUAAUCUCUCUCUAUCUCUGUUUUACGAUAGCUAUGUAAUAUUCGGCCAUGAGAUGGUCGCGAGGCGUGUAUUAAAUAUAUGUGGUUUGUGUUUAGAUUUUAGACUAUUUUCAUAUAUGAAUUGUGCGGAACGAAUACAAAAUUAUAGCAAUGCAAAAAAAAACACUUGAUACUUCCAGAUACAGUUUGAUUUUAUGUAUAUUUUAUCUAACCUUCUCGUAAUUUAUAAGAUUCAAAAUAAAACGAAUGAUUUUGAUGCGAUUUGUUAUUUUUUUAUGUUUUUUUAGUUUGUACAAAUUAGGAGAAUACAUAAAAAUGUGUCAAAGUCAUUUUUCCAAUGCAACCAGAAGAAAAAAAUAGUCUGAAAACCUGUAGAUUUAAUAUCAUUUGCAAGCGCACUGGACAAUUGUUUCCAACACUUUUAAUUAUUUUUUUUAAAUAGAAUUAAUAUUUAUAUAUUCUCGAUCUUUUAAAAUUGUUUUAGUGUGAGUUCAUUUUUUGUCCAGCGCGUGAUCCAUUGUGUUCAAUAUCCCCUUUUGUAAUGAUAAUCUAUAUAUUUAUAACAAAUUUUCGUGAGGCGAAAAGUAAUGAAACAAAGCAGAAAAGAAGAACAUAUAUUGCAAUUUUUUUUCGUAGCGCCUGGGCGAACCUAAUGUAAGUAGGAUGUUUUAAUUAUUGUAUUUAAGUUUGCUGUGAGAGCCCAGGUAUAUUUUUAAGUUAUCGAUGUAUGAUUAUAAUUAAAAAUAAAUUAAUGUAAGAAAUA
Messenger RNA from Sitophilus oryzae (rice weevil), 5445 nucleotides. RefSeq names its product protein gustavus (gene gus). Gene Ontology annotation, cellular component: SCF ubiquitin ligase complex. The record is from RefSeq and is a predicted model, not a curated record. The coding region runs from base 24 to 1550 and encodes 508 amino acids. Gene Ontology annotation, biological process: proteasome-mediated ubiquitin-dependent protein catabolic process. The transcript has 5 exons. Gene Ontology annotation, molecular function: protein binding. Lineage: Eukaryota; Metazoa; Arthropoda; Insecta; Coleoptera; Curculionidae.